AUGAAGCUAUACCUUGCGUAUGUUUUACCCCUGGCUCCACAAGCCUUGUGUGUAGCGGUUUCUCUGGUGGACACUGCGCCUGUACAGGCGACAGGCUUUAGUAGUGAUGCAGCUCCUACCACAGUUGCGUGGAUCACUCUGCGGACAACAAUAAUAAGAUCCAGGACCGUUUCCCCAGGAUAUGCCUGGGGCGGCUCCAGCACCGAGACUGUUAAGAAAAUAUCAUCAGCCGUUAUUUCUUCUCUCGGAUCAUCCACCAAAUCGAUACUGCCGGCAGGUAUGUCGGUUACCUUGUCCCAAACCUCCUCGAGCGAUUUCCCUGAUGCCCAGUUUCUACCCCAGGUUCUCAACCAACAUAAUGCUUAUCGCAAACUGCACAGCGCCCCUGCACUGAUCUGGUCUGCAAAGCUACAGAACAUUGCUCAAGACUAUGCUAAUAACUACAACUGUAAUGGUACCCUUAUCCACUCAAACUCACCCUUUGGCGAGAACUUGGCGUUAGGGUUCAAUUCGACUGGCGCCGUGUCAGCCUGGUACAACGAGUACAAGCUUUACGACUACGAGAAACCUGGUUUUUCUGAAAAAACAGGCCACUUCACUCAAUUGGUGUGGGAAGCUACCACCGAAAUAGGAUGCGCUUACAUCGAUUGUGGGGAUUACUACGGCCAAUAUACGAUUUGUAACUACAAUCCACCUGGAAACGUUGCUGGACAAUAUCAAGACAACGUUAAAAAGAGAUAG
This is a messenger RNA of Lachancea dasiensis, 741 nucleotides long. Lineage: Eukaryota; Fungi; Ascomycota; Saccharomycetes; Saccharomycetales; Saccharomycetaceae. The record is from the annotation of a GenBank genome assembly.